AUGGCAACAGUGUUUGAGCAUGAACGGAUCAUCCAUAAAGAUGGCUUCACGUACCAAGAACGCAUGGAGUUCCGACCUAUCAUUUACAGUAACACAGUGCAGUCUAUCCUGUCUAUCGUGAAAGCAAUGACUAAGUUAGGGAUCAGUUAUGAAAACCCAGCUAGAAUUGAAGAUGAAAGGAAACUCCGUGAAAUGGAAACAAAUCUGGAUGAUAGCAACAUGUCUUCUGAGCUGGUUGAACUCAUCCAGCAACUGUGGAAAGACGGCGGGAUCCAGGCAUGCUUUGCAAGGGCAUCAGAGUAUGAGCUCAAUGACUCAGCAGCCUAUUACCUCAAUGAUUUGGAUAGGCUAGCAAUGCCUGACUACGUGCCUAGUGAGCAAGAUGUUUUGCACUCCCGAGUGAAAACAACUGGGAUUAUUGAGACUCAGUUUUCCUUCAAGGAUUUGAACUUCAGGAUGUUUGAUGUGGGUGGACAGCGAUCAGAGAGAAAAAAGUGGAUUCAUUGCUUUGAGGGAGUGACCUGCAUCAUAUUCUGUGCUGCACUCAGUGCCUAUGACAUGGUUCUGGUGGAAGAUAAAGAAGUGAACAGAAUGCAUGAAAGCCUUCAGUUGUUCAACAGCAUCUGCAACCACAGCUGCUUUGCAACCACUUCCAUCGUGCUGUUUCUAAACAAAAAAGACCUCUUUCAAGAGAAAAUAGCAAAAGUUCAUCUGAACAUCUGCUUUCCUGAAUACAAUGGACUAAAUACAUUUGAAGAUGCUGGGAAUUAUAUCAAGAAACAAUUCCUAGACUUGAACAUAAGGAAAGAAGAUAAGGAGAUAUAUUGUCACCUAACCUGUGCCACAGACACCCAGAAUGUCAGGUUUGUUUUUGAUGCAGUCACAGAUAUAAUAAUCAAAGAAAAUCUGAAAGACUGUGGGCUUUUCUAGCCAUUUAUUUCCUGACUCGUAGUCCAGUUCCAUGUCUGUGCACUUUCUUCUCUUCAUCCUGCUUACUGACUGAAAUAAAACUCAGUAGGAAUGAAACAAUAUCAAUUAGGCUUUUGUUAGUUGUGAAUUGAAGCCCUGGGUACAGCGAAAGCAUUGCAAAAUUACACUGACUUUCUGUGCAUCAUAAGAAGAUUGAAAAACAUGCUUUGCUCCACAGAGAUGCUAGUGACUGAUAGAUGAAUCAAAGGGACAUUCCUAUCUCAAUCAAUAUGUUUUGUAGGUAAUCAGAAGCUGUCAGGAAAUUCCUACUUCAGUGUCCUGUGUUUUCCAGUGAGAGGGCUUAAAAGGAUAAUACCAAACAGCUAUUAGGUAACUGGCACGCUUAAAGCUUUAAAAAAGAAAAGUCAUAACAUUAAAAUACUAUCAGCGGAUAAUUUCCAUUCACUACUCAUGUUUUCAUGUUACAUUAACAACAAAAAAUGACAUAAAUGACAUUCCAUUAACUUAACAGAACCAAACUCCCAGACUUAACUGUCAUACGACAAAGAGCAGUGCAAAUCUGGAUGUUUAAUAACAGUGUUUUGAUGGAAUUGCUGAGAGACAUACACCUAGAAACUGCACAUAUGUGAAAUGCUGCUAUUCAGUUGCUGGGGGACAGGAAAGUAAGAUGGUGACAGAUAGCAGGUAAGUUUCUGGAAUCUCUGAGAAAGAAAAAAUAUUACAGUAACUGUCAGUUUCUGCAUAUGCCAUAAAGGCAAGCUGAAACAAUUUUUAACAAUUAAAUACUUGACUUAAAAAAACAAAACAGUAAUUAGUAGUUCUUCAGCUGAGCAGCUUUCCAGUGACAUCUGCAGUCAUUCUCACCAGGGCAGAGCAGAUGAGAAGCUCCUGUCCCCAGGGCAAAGCACAUUCGUGACACUCUGAUGCAGAGAUCUAUUAUCUAUGCAAAUUAACUGCUAAUGAAGAACUGCUCCCAUCCAGCUCUCCCUAAUUUAUUGUGCCUUUAACUAGAAAAAAAAUUAUGGUAAACAAAACCAGCAUUCUUUCUAAAUAUAUUAAACAUAUUUUUGGAAUUUUGUCUUGGAGCAACACUCACUUUUGAAAUAUGAUAAAUAAUGUUUAAAAAAAAAAAAAAACACCUUCCAUUGAAGACAUUUCAAGAGUGAUUAUUAGGCUUUGGUUCAUGGAGUAGCACCUUGAGGCUUCAGUUCACGGAGUAGCACCUUGACAGACACUUGCCAAGCUAAAGGGCAGUCUUCCUAUGCUUGAUUUUGAAAAUCAUGUGCAUGAAGCCUUAGUCAGAGCUGUGCAGAGAGCUGUCCUAAACCAGCACAUGACUAAGAUAUAAUUUGUACUUUCUGGAUUUCUAUUACGGCCUAUCUGUAAUGCUUCACUUGAUUAAUUUCUUGUUUGUGCUGAAAAUAAUGGAUUUCCAGUGGUAAGUUUCUGGUUUCAUUUCCAGCAA
This is a messenger RNA of Meleagris gallopavo (turkey), 2395 nucleotides long. RefSeq names its product G protein subunit alpha transducin 3 (gene GNAT3). Gene Ontology annotation, biological process: sensory perception of sweet taste; adenylate cyclase-modulating G protein-coupled receptor signaling pathway; detection of light stimulus involved in visual perception. Lineage: Eukaryota; Metazoa; Chordata; Aves; Galliformes; Phasianidae. The record is from RefSeq and is a predicted model, not a curated record. Gene Ontology annotation, molecular function: GTPase activity; G-protein beta/gamma-subunit complex binding; GTP binding. Gene Ontology annotation, cellular component: heterotrimeric G-protein complex; cytoplasm.